CACUUAUAGGUGGCACUGACUGGCACUGAUAAGCGACAUUGAUUGGCAUUGAUAGGUGGUGCUGAUUGGCAGCACUGAUAGGUGGCACUGAACUGGCAUUGAUAGGUGGCACUGAUAGGUGACACUGAAAGGCAGCUCAGAUGGGCACUGAUAUGUGGCAUUGAUGUACACUGAUAGGCAUUGAUAUGUGGCAUUGAUGUGGCACUGAUGGGCACCGACAGCUGGCACUGCUGGGGCUACACUGAUCACCAGGGCACACUGAUCAGCACUGUCAGCGUGACAGCUUGUGAGGAGAGAAAUGCAGAUAACUGGCAUUUCCCUAUUUACAUGAGAUCAACUGUG
Staurois parvus is the source of this 342-nucleotide messenger RNA. NCBI's taxonomy places the organism in Eukaryota, Metazoa, Chordata, Amphibia, Anura, Ranidae. The record is from the annotation of a GenBank genome assembly.